Messenger RNA from Lipotes vexillifer (Yangtze River dolphin), 882 nucleotides. RefSeq names its product ring finger protein 115 (gene RNF115). The transcript has 9 exons. Gene Ontology annotation, cellular component: cytoplasm. Gene Ontology annotation, biological process: protein ubiquitination. Lineage: Eukaryota; Metazoa; Chordata; Mammalia; Artiodactyla; Lipotidae. The record is from RefSeq and is a predicted model, not a curated record. Bases 1 to 882 code for a protein of 293 amino acids. Gene Ontology annotation, molecular function: ubiquitin protein ligase activity.
AUGGCGGAGGCCUCGGCGGCCGGGGCCGGCGCCGGCGCCGCGGUUGCCGCGCACCGGUUUUUCUGCCACUUUUGCAAGGGCGAGGUCAGCCCCAAACUACCGGAAUAUAUUUGUCCCAGAUGUGAAUCAGGCUUUAUUGAAGAAAUGACAGAUGAUUCCAGUUUUUUAGGUGGUGGCAGCAGCACAUCAACACAUUUUGCAGAGUUCUGGGACCAUUUGGACCCCACGAUGUUUUUCCAAGAUUUUAGACCCUUUCUAAGUAGCAGUCUCCUGGACCAAGAUAAUAGAGCCAAUGAGAGGGGUCACCAAACUCACACUGACUUCUGGGGACCAAGUCGGCCGCCACGGCUGUCAGUGACUCAAAGAUACAGAUCUCGAGGAAGUACUCGUCCUGAUAGAUCCCCUGCUUUUGAAAGAGUACUACAACAGAUCAUUGCAGGAUUCAUUCCUGGAUCCCCAUUUUCUUGGAGCGGGAUGCUGCACUCCAACCCUGGGGACUAUGCCUGGGGUCAGACAGGGCUUGAUGCCAUUGUAACUCAGCUUUUAGGACAACUGGAAAACACGGGGCCUCCCCCAGCUGACAAGGAAAAGAUCACAUCUCUUCCAACAGUGACAGUAACUCAGGAACAAGUUGAUAAGGGUUUAGAGUGUCCAGUAUGCAAAGAGGAUUACACAGUUGAGGAGGAAGUCCGGCAGUUACCCUGCAACCACUUCUUUCACAGCAGUUGUAUUGUGCCGUGGUUAGAACUGCACGACGCGUGUCCUGUAUGUAGGAAGAGCUUAAAUGGUGAGGACUCUACUCAGCAAACCCAGACCUCUGGGUCCUCUGCAAGCAACAGAUUUAGCAGUGACAGCCAGCUACAUGACCGAUGGACUUUCUGA